AUGGUAAUGGAGCCGAAGAAAACUAUUAGUCGAUCUAGAGUGUUUUUGUCACAGUUUUUAGCAUGUCUCGCACUGAACGUCCUACUGAUCGGACUGGGGAUGUCAAUCAGUUUUGUCACAAUGGUCGUUCCUGAGGUUCUCCAUGCUAAAGAAGGUCUAUCCUUAAAUGAGAGGCAAGCUUCCUGGUUCGGUAGCAUGGCAUUUCUGUGUCAACCAUUAGGAAGUGUAUUCUCUGGACCGCUGUUAGAUUACUUCGGGCGAAAAAAGGCUUUAAUCCUAGUGAAUAUACCGCAUUUAAUCGCAUGGCUACUUAUGUACUACGCUUGGGAUGUCCCUUCACUUUUUCUAGCCAAUGCACUAUUGGGAAUCGGAACAGGGAUUAUGGAAGCUCCUUCUGUUACCUAUGUUGGCGAAGUUAGUGAUCCAAUGCUGCGCGGGACCCUUACAACUCUAUCAAAUAGUUUUACAUCUACCGGAAUGUUCGUCGCUUAUUUGCUCGGUACCGUUGUUCCAUGGCGUCAAGCGGCACUUUUGUCGCUCACCGUACCUAUGGCGACAAUGGUACUCGUCUUGAUGGUUCCUGAAACACCAAUUUGGUUACUAUCAAAGGGUCGACAAAAAGAAGCAUUGCAGUCCCUAUGUCGUCUACGAGGCUGGGCUAAACCAGAAGACGUUCAAGAAGAAUUCAAUGAUCUUUUACAAUAUAACGAUAAUAUAUCCCACUGUGUUAUAUGUACUAGUGAAGGAAAACAAGAGACUGAGCAAUGUAUGCAUUCUAGUUACAAUAUUUUCAAAAGAAUAUCUUUGAAAUUCAAAUACAUUUUGUUUGCCAAAGAAACUAUGAGACCAUUUAGACUGGUUCUGGCAUAUUUCUUUUUCCAUACAAUGAGUGGCUUACACCCAGUUAAACCAAACAUGGUAAAUUUGUGUAAAGCACUGGGAAUGAAAUUUGAUCCAAAAGUAAUUGUGGUUGCUGUCGGUGUAGUUUUAAUAAUUACGAAUUUACUCGCAGCGGCUAUAGUUAAAUUUAUUGGAAAAAGAAAGCUUAUCCUUUCGUCAUUAUUUGCGACGGCUUGCUGUUCUGUUGCUUUGAGUGUUUACGCGGCAACCAAAAUACCUUCCAAUGUGUUUUCAUAUGAAGUUAAUACAUUUACUAAGGAAGCAGAACUUCUACCAUUAAUUGUGUUCAUGAUGCUCGUCACGUUCACGGGUUUGGGUAUACCUUGGAUAUUGCUUUCGGAAAUGUUUCCUUUUAAGAGUCGAGGUAUGGCGACUAGCUUAGCGGCUGCUUUUAACUAUCUCAUAGUCUUUUUAGGAUCAAAAACCAACUACAACCUUGAAGCCACUUUCCAUAUACGUGGAACGUUCGCAAUAUACGCUAUUAUAGGAUAUAUUGGAGUUGUUUUUCUGUACUUCUUUUUACCAGAAACUGAAAAUAAGACAUUAGUAGAAAUUGAGGAUUUCUAUAAGGGGAAUCAAAAGAUCUUUGCCGAUGAUUUCUUUAUAAACUCAAUUAGGAAAAAUAAAUUUAAAAACAAAAACGCUGAUAAGCCAAUGCUAGUCAACUGAGAUUAUUUUAUUAUUUUACUUUUACUUGCCAA
Messenger RNA from Melitaea cinxia (Glanville fritillary), 1601 nucleotides. Its product is annotated as facilitated trehalose transporter Tret1-like. The coding region runs from base 1 to 1569 and encodes 522 amino acids. Gene Ontology annotation, cellular component: membrane. Gene Ontology annotation, molecular function: transmembrane transporter activity. Gene Ontology annotation, biological process: transmembrane transport. Lineage: Eukaryota; Metazoa; Arthropoda; Insecta; Lepidoptera; Nymphalidae. The transcript has 7 exons. The record is from RefSeq and is a predicted model, not a curated record.